AUGACUCCCCCAAAAUUAUCUGUUGCUGUUAAACAUUCCGAAGCCCGAAUGGAUGUGGGUUACUGUCGCCGUGAUGUCUUGGGCAUUGCCCACGACCUCGUCAGCCAAGCUCCUGGCAACCGCAUCGAACCAAGUCGUCUCAAGGCCGCUGGUAUCCGCACGGCUCCCUUGACCCUCGAGCCCGGAUCAGGGCACCUGCCUCAGUUUUUUGCCCCAUACAACCAAGAACUGCCAGCCCCAGAGAAGCCGUCGCUGUCAAUGUUUGAUGAGGUCAUUAUUGAUGAUGGAUUGCAUACACCGAUCGAAAAUGCGAGGGGUAUCCUUAAGGUCUUUGAUGAUUACGACCAUCAGUUCUACUACUAUUCCCUCGACGCCUUCAAAGACGGGGAUUCCCGACUCUUUUGGCAAUUUGAGCGUGCACGUCUUCUGAAUGCGAAACUUCGCGAGCAUGACGUGGCUCCGGUUCUGCUGUAUUAUUUCAUGGCUCCUCGACAUGCACGAGUGUUCGAGGGUCACUUUGAUGGCACCUCUGUGAUCAUCCGAUACACCAAGUUCUUUGUCUUUACCUCCUUGGAUGAGAAGGCGCUGAGAUUGUUCAUGGCGUACUGGUUGGGUGGCGCCUGUGCAGACACCAAGAUCAAGCAAUGCCAUUAG
This is a messenger RNA of Penicillium alfredii, 654 nucleotides long. RefSeq lists its product as uncharacterized. The coding region runs from base 1 to 654 and encodes 217 amino acids. Lineage: Eukaryota; Fungi; Ascomycota; Eurotiomycetes; Eurotiales; Aspergillaceae. The record is from RefSeq and is a predicted model, not a curated record. The transcript is spliced from 3 exons.